AUGUCGAGGAAACAUUUGUGUCAGUUGGUGAGGAAUUUUAAGGUGGCAAUGGUUGCGAUCUUGGAACCUUUUUCGGAUGUUAGUAAAAUGAGUCGUUUGGCCUAUUUGUUGGGGCUUUCAAAUUUUUGCAGUAAUGCUGAGAUGGGUGGUAAAAUAUGGGUUUUUUGGUAUGAGUUGUAUGAGUUUGAUGUUUUGUGUAUGUCUAAUCAAAUGAUAACCGGUUGGGUCCGGAAUGGUGUUGAUAAUCUUCUAGUUACUUUUGUAUAUGAAAAAUGUAAUACGGUGGAGAGGAGGGGUUUAUGGGAUCGCUUAAAAACAAUUUGUAUGGAGGGUCCUUGGAUGGUAGUGGGGGAUUUUAACAUCAUUCGAGAGGAUCGGGAGCGAGUAGGUGGGAAUCCUCGGCCUUUAACUUCCAUGGUUGACUUCAAUGAGUGUUUGGAUUCCUGUGGGUUGCUGGAACUUGCUGUUGAAGGUUUCAAGCCUUUUGUUGAGGCGAUUUGGCGGGAACCAGUGCCAUCUUCUGGGUUCUUCAAAUUGGCUGAAAAACUCAGGAAAGUGAAGGUUGCGUUGAAAACUUGGAACAUGAAUGUUUUUAGGCACGUGAGUCAGACCAUCAAAGUGCUAAAGGAACGGCUUGAAAUGCUUGAGAGUCAAUUGGAGAAUAGUUAUAAUGAGGAGAUAGAGAGUGAAUAUCUCAUUACCAAAAUAGAGUUGGAAAUUUGA
Messenger RNA from Juglans regia (Persian walnut), 723 nucleotides. RefSeq lists its product as uncharacterized. Lineage: Eukaryota; Viridiplantae; Streptophyta; Magnoliopsida; Fagales; Juglandaceae. The record is from RefSeq and is a predicted model, not a curated record. The transcript is spliced from 2 exons. Bases 1 to 723 code for a protein of 240 amino acids.